Messenger RNA from Aaosphaeria arxii CBS 175.79, 657 nucleotides. RefSeq lists its product as uncharacterized. The transcript is spliced from 2 exons. The record is from RefSeq and is a predicted model, not a curated record. NCBI's taxonomy places the organism in Eukaryota, Fungi, Ascomycota, Dothideomycetes, Pleosporales. The coding region runs from base 134 to 604 and encodes 156 amino acids.
AAGGCAGACUCAGGACAAGGCAAAGAAGAACAGGCUUUGUGAAGAGGAAAGGAACGCCUUAAGGGAGGUAUAUAAAAGUACCUAUCCGGGGAGCGCGACGAUUAAGACCCCAGAACAGAGCAAGCUAAUCACGAUGAAGGCAGGUAAACGGGUGGUCUCGACCCUCAAGAUACAAACGACUUCCCCAGACCCAUCGUGUGUACCUAGUCCGUAUCUUUGGGCCGUUCCUGUAGACUACCGCCACACGGGAGCGCUCUACCCACAAAAGGCAACUGGUACUAUUGUGCACAUGGGCAGAGCCGCCGUGGGCACUAAAUUGAGAUUAGCAGAGCCGGAUGAUGGAAUCCUGGCUGGGCCAUUGGGAGGUAGCAGACAUGAGUUGCAUUGUGAGAUGACAUCCAAAAGCAAUCAAACGAGAGUGUGUUCCCAUUUGCGCGCGCUGCGCAUUGCCAGAAAGAGAAUUGUCUGGUCAUCAAGGCGCCGGAGAAAGGCCCCGUCCCACGAUUACAAGUAUAUGUAUGGCGGUGACAUGCCUAUCACGAACCUUGUACGGAUCAGGACAAAAGGAUUCACAGGCCCGGAUGUCGUCCCAGAAGAACGAUAGCGCUAAGAGUACGGGACUCGGUAGUAGUGAGAUAAUCCACCUAUCUGCCUCUA